AAGGGGGAUAAGUCAGUCAUGAGACGAAAACAUGAAGGAAGAAGUCAAUGAUCGAUGAGGCAUCGACUCUUCACCAAAGCAGUGGCCAGCUGUGCUGCUAAGUUUGUGAACGGAGCAGACGCAGAGUGACCGGUUCCAGUCAGUUACUCAUACUGCAGCAUCUUUCAUCUUCUGCCAUCAUCUGAUGAGGCACGACUUGCACCAUUCUCCUGACAUAAGAAAGAGUAAAGUGUACUCAAAAUGUCUGUCAAAGGUACCCAGAACAAGAAAAAGAAUUUUCACAUUGACGAGUCUGAACUUCUGUGCAAAAAUGGGUGCGGGUUCUAUGGCAACCCGGCUUGGCAAGGAUUUUGCAGCAAAUGCUACAGAGAAGUGUACACGCCAGCGAAGCAAGCGCAGAUGCAACACGAUGCAGCCAAAGCAUCGGAACCUUCUCCAGUUGCAAAGAAAGUCCUUGCUCUGGCCGAUGUGAAGGCAUCAUUUUCCCGAUUUGAGGAGAAGAAGACACAGCAAGUCAACAAAAGGAGUAACACUUUCAAGUCUUUCCUCCGCAAGACGCCUAACAAAGCAGAGAAUCAAGCUAGUCAAGGAACGAAAGAACCCCGCAGAGCUAGUUCGGAGAGCCAAAAAAUCGGUGGUGAAUUUGCCGAGUUUCUCAGAUCUUUGUGCAGGAAACCUGCUGCUGUUGAGAUAUCUAAGCAGGUUCGAGGAUUUAUUGAACGGAUACAGUACAAUCAGGAUGUGAACAUACUGGAUUUAUCCGAGAUGGUGCAAGAUUUUUAUGGCAUUUUGUCUGAUAAACUAAAUACUCAACCGGUGUUCAGAGGUUUCUCCCAAGAAGUGAUUGAGAAGAUACUGGACUACACAGAGAGGUACAUCCUCACUCGCCUCUACCCGUCCAUCUUCUACUCCCUGACCAUGACGGACGAGGAGAGGGACCUGGCCAUCCAGACCCGCAUCCGCAGCCUUCACUGGGUCACCGCCACCCAGCUGGACACUCUGAUCAACGAGAACGACCCAACCAUUCGGCACGAGCUGGACAGUGCAAUCACAGACAUCAUAGAGCUGGACUCGAAGCGAGCCACGCAGGACAAGCUUCAGUGCAUCGUGAGCUGCAGCAAGCACAUCUUCGAGGUUCUGCGCCAGUCGAAGCAAGGGCCGGCCAGUGCCGACGAGUUCCUGCCCGCCCUCAUCUAUAUCGUGCUCAAGGCCAACCCGCCCCUGCUCCAGUCCAACAUCCAGUACAUCACGCGCUUCGCCAACCCCACGCGCCUCAUGAGUGGUGAGGAGGGAUACUACUUCACCAACUUGUGUUGCGCGGUCUCCUUCAUCGAGAGUAUCAACGCAGACUCUCUGAACCUGAGCACCACAGAGUUUGACCGCUACAUGUCCGGGGAGGCAGUGCCGCCGGGCGCGGGGAACGAGCACCUGUGCCAAGGGCUGCGACUCAUGUACGAGAACCUGCGCGUGCUGGGCGAGCUGCGACAGAGGCAGGAGAAGGUGAUGGCCGAGGCGCUACAGCUGCAGGCUGACAUGAACCAGUUCAAGGAGACCUUCACCCUCCGCGUCAACAAGACCUUGGAGAGGACGCCGCUCACCAUUCGGCCACGGAAGGUCAAGGUCGAUUUGGACGCUGAAUUUUCCGGGAGCAACAGUAAUCUCCCUUCACCGCUCAUCCCGAUGAGGGUUCACGUUAUCGGUGAUAGUGGUGGGUCUGCGCUGGAGGUUGAGGCUGGCGACGACGUUUCUUCCGAGGACAAAGAAAACGUGGAGGAUGAAGCCGCCCCUCAAGAGGAAGUGAGUCAUCGCUCUCCCGAGAGUGCAGCGGUGGUGAAUUUCGACGUGGUGUCGGUCGUCGCGGAAGGGAAGGCGACUUCGUCGGGCGCGGAGGAGUCGAGUCUGGAGCUGUCCUUGUCAGCGGCGCACCAUCAUCUGAUGGGGGGGGAGGAGGACAUGAGCCAAACCAUUAACGAUAUUCUCUUGGGGAGUGACGGAGACGACAGCGAGGACGCUAGCUGUGACAUCACAGAUGACCUUGACGAUGACAUGGACACGGGGACCAGCGAGAUGGCGGCGGGCGUGACAGACGCGACGAUAGAUGGAGGAGUCGGUGGCGAGAUUCCCCCGCGGGACGUACACGACACAGAUCAAGAAAUGGCGGCGCAGCACGAGGUCGCGGCCGAGGUGGUUGUGAAUGCGGGGCAGGCGGAAGGUCAGGGUUGAGCGGAAGGUCA
Aplysia californica (California sea hare) is the source of this 2234-nucleotide messenger RNA. Its product is annotated as rab5 GDP/GTP exchange factor. Gene Ontology annotation, molecular function: small GTPase binding; guanyl-nucleotide exchange factor activity; DNA binding. Gene Ontology annotation, cellular component: endocytic vesicle; cytosol. The transcript is spliced from 8 exons. Bases 241 to 2223 code for a protein of 660 amino acids. Lineage: Eukaryota; Metazoa; Mollusca; Gastropoda; Aplysiida; Aplysiidae. The record is from RefSeq and is a predicted model, not a curated record. Gene Ontology annotation, biological process: vesicle-mediated transport.